This is a messenger RNA of Melozone crissalis (California towhee), 3106 nucleotides long. Its product is annotated as SERTA domain-containing protein 2-like. Gene Ontology annotation, molecular function: transcription regulator activity. The transcript has 4 exons. NCBI's taxonomy places the organism in Eukaryota, Metazoa, Chordata, Aves, Passeriformes, Passerellidae. Bases 1057 to 1908 code for a protein of 283 amino acids. Gene Ontology annotation, cellular component: nucleus. The record is from RefSeq and is a predicted model, not a curated record.
CAUAUUGCAGAUUGAGCUCGCGAAUAGGUGCAGUUAAUAAUUUCUGCCCUAGUUAGGCCUGGAAUUUUUCGAACUGCGUUGGAAUGCUCGUUUCUAAAAGCAUAGGUGGGAGCCUUAUGCAGUAGUUUUCCACUUUAUUUUUGAUGUGGCUAAAAUUCCAUAGUUCGGGCAGUUAACUGCAAUGUGGGAAAUUCCAUUAGCAUUUAAAAUGAUGCUGUAAUUUCAAAAUUCUAAAGUGACCCCUAAACACGUUCUAGGAAGGGAAGACAGAAAGUAAUCCACUAGAGAUAUAAUUCAUAAUGAUUUGCAGCUACUCUGUCUUCUAUGGUUGUUUUUUUUCCUAACAGAUUGUAAAAAUUACACCUAAUAACCUUACAUUUUGUACUUCUUCCUGACACUUAACCCAGUGUGCCUAGAAAUCAUACAGGGCAAAAGUCAAAACCUCCACAGUUACUUCUGCAGGAAUCCUUUGAAGUAUCUAAUAAAGAAAUUAAAUUUGAAAACUUCUUGACUUCAUCUCCUUCUAGCAAAAUAUUGGACUUCUAAACCACAAGUAACAGUACUAUAUUUUUUAAUCCAGUGCUUCUAAUUCUGUUGGGUUUGGGGUUUUUUACCUAAAGUGCUGAAAUCUAAAACUUUUCAAGAUUUUAUCUUGCUUGUUGGCGUUGUGAAGUUGUUUUAGCAUUAAAGAAUCCUAAAACUCUAAAACAUGUGUUUUUAUAUUUAGUGUAUAGAAAAUGCAGUGACUGCACGCAUCUCCCUGUGACCUAACAAGUACAUUUAAAUGAACCUCAAUAGUGACCACCUGAAGUCCUGCUGUUUCAGAGCAAAUAGUUCCCAGGUUCUGUAAGCGGAGGAGCCCUUUGCUAGCAUCAGGCUAUGAGUUGCUAUGUAAGAUGAACUGUAGGCGUUUACUUGCCCGUCUGUCUGAAUUUGCCUCAUCCUACCUCGGUGGAUGGCUUGGCCUCUGGGAUAGCUCAAGGCUCUUGGAUGACCACACUUUAUGCAAAAUCCAGAAUCUUCCUGCCUGGACUCCUCUCUGUUUUCUAAGGGUUCAUGUUGGGGAGAGGCCUAAAGCGCAAGCUGAGUGACUAUGAGGAGAGCAUGGCUGGUCUCUCGAGUGCCUUUGACUCCAGCCGAGGUCUGUCCUACCCCCUCAAGAGGCAGCUGGUGCUCAACAUGUGCCUCACCAAGCUACAGACGUACAAAAUGCUGGUGGAGCCCAACCUGCACCGCUCCGUGCUCAUCGCCAACACCGUGCGCCAGAUCCAGGAGGAGAUGAGGCAGGAGAGCAGCCAGCAGCCAGUGAGCAUCUGCCCUGGCAUUGCUCCUGCUGCUCACAGCUACCCAGGGAUGGAGGCCCCUGGCAUCUCCCUGCAGCUGCCCGCAGGUGUUGGUCAGCAGGAGUCCCACUGCUGUGAGCUGCGCUCCGUGGAGGACCCCAUUGAGAGCAGCCUGCUCAUCGUGUCAGAUGAUGACAUGUCAUCUGCUAUUUCAUCUAUUCUGAAGGAUUUGGACUUUGUAGAAGAUAUCAGCCCACCUACUUGUCUGGUUCCUACUGGAGACGACCAGCCAAAGUUUCCAGAAAAUACUGGUCUGAAACUAGAAGAUGACAGGCAGGAUUUGAAGGGAGCUGAGUGUGUGUUUGGUUCCUUUGAGAUUUCAAAUUCAACCAGUUACUUGAAGGAUUUGGCAAUAGAUGACAUUUUUGAAGAUAUUGACACUUCAAUGUAUGACUCAGACUUUUGCUGCCCUCCCCUGAUGCCGCCCAGAUCACCAUCUCUUGCUACAGAAGAACCAUUGAAAACCUUCCCAUCUUGUAAUUCUUCUUCAGCAAACAACAUUCAGAUAUGCAGAACAGAUCUGAGUGAGUUGGACCACAUCAUGGAAAUUCUCGUUGGAUCCUGAUACUUGUUUUACCCAAAGAUACUUUUAGACUGCCACUUGCAUUUGGUUUCAGGAUAAAAGCCACUGGAAUAGUUGUAAAGAAUUCUUUUAAAAGCAAACUAAAUAAUAAUUUGUCCAUAGUAGAAUUUUCUAAAUAAUUCCAAAACUCAUAAACCAAAAAAGUGGCAGAUUUUAAAAAAGAAAAAAUUAUUUAUCAGAACUGUGCAAUCAUCAUUUUCCUUCCAGGGUGUAUGUGGAACAAUGGGCACAUACCCUCAUCACCCCUCAUGCCUCUUUCAAUAAACUUUUUUAUGUGCAAUUUUUAAUUUGACAGAAGAAUUUACAUGCAAAGCAAAUUUCAUAUGAGGUGAUCUUUUACAAAGCCUCCACUUUAUUUUUAAUAUCAGAGUCUAUGCCAAGCUGGCAUCUGUCAAGUUGCAGAGUUAGAUUGUGUGGAUUGCAGACACGUUCUUAGAGAUGGGUAUAUUUUAAAAAUGAGACACGCUUUGCUUUCUUUUGGUCAGAAAAGCAGAUCAAGACACUUACCAACAAAGUCUCUUGCAUUUUCUAAAGCAUUCAGAACUAUUUAUUUUUGUAAAUUUUAUAGUCUUUCUACAUUUUACUACGUUAUUUCAUCAUAGUUCAAAUAUAAUGGACUUCUAGUUGGAUGUGUUUAGCACUACCUCUGAGCUGAAAUGCUUUAACUCUUUCCAGUGCUUCAUCUGAGACUGCAGAUCUUUUUGUUUCUGUUUCUUUCUGGGGGAAAGUACUUCUAACUCAUUAAGUUGAUCCUUUGACAGUGACCUAGCUGAUUUGUGAAAUCAAGGGUAUUCAAUGUUUAAAAACUUUUAAGUAUUUACAAAUUAAUUUAUAUGUAGAUUGUGCAAUUUAACAUUUUUCUGUCAGUAUUAUGUGCUUAGAUUUUGAAUAAUCUUGGCGUUCUUUAAAUUAAAAUUUACUAUGUACAGGUAGCUUUUUAUUCUCUUUUGGAAAACACUGUCCUUCAACCCUGCUUUCACUACAGAUUUUAAGAUGAUUUUUUUAUGUGCAAUAUUAUUUAAAGAGAUACACAUUUUUAUACCUGGCAUUGGUGGGAAGAAACGCUUCAAACUUAAAACCUCUAGCACCUUUGGAGGAUACUCACUCAGCCAACAUUUCUGCAUCCUUUGAGAAGCCAAGCUGAGAGCACUGAGAACACAUCACCCUGUGCUGGGACAGC